Messenger RNA from Quercus lobata, 1295 nucleotides. RefSeq names its product probable LRR receptor-like serine/threonine-protein kinase At3g47570. Gene Ontology annotation, biological process: protein phosphorylation. The record is from RefSeq and is a predicted model, not a curated record. The coding region runs from base 24 to 1295 and encodes 423 amino acids. Gene Ontology annotation, molecular function: protein binding; protein kinase activity; ATP binding. The transcript is spliced from 2 exons. NCBI's taxonomy places the organism in Eukaryota, Viridiplantae, Streptophyta, Magnoliopsida, Fagales, Fagaceae.
UAGAUUUAUCUGCCAACCGAUUCAUGGUUAUCCUUCCCAUGGAAGUAGGAAAUUGGAUAAAUCUAGAAGAAUUGGAUGUUUCUGAAAACAUGUUGUUUGGUAAGAUUCCAGUAAGUCUUGGUAGCUGUGUAAAAUUGGAACUUCUAGCCAUGAGGGGAAACCUCUUCCAAGGGAUCAUUCCUCCAUCUUUGGAAUCAUUAAGAGGCCUUGAGAAAUUAGAUCUUUCUAACAAUAAUUUAUCAGGCCAUAUUCCAAAAUUUUUGGAGAUCUUUAUCUACUUGCAAGUUUUAAAUCUAUCUUACAACCAGUUUGAGGGAGAAGUUCCAACAAAUGGAGUUUUCAAGAAUACAAGUGCAACUUUCAUCAAGGGAAAUGGUAAGCUUUGUGGGGGCGUACCCAAGUUCCAGCGUCCUAAAUGCAAAUACGAAAAAUCCAAGAAAAAGAACUUAACUCUUACCUUGAAGUUAAUAAUCUCCAUAAUUUCAAGGCUUUUUGGAGUAACAUUGGUUCUAUCACUUCUACUUUGUUGUUCUUUAAGAAAGAAAAGGAAAGGAAAGUCCUCAAGUGACUCUGGAAAUUUUCUUUUGAAUCUAUCCUACCAAAUUCUCCUAAAAGCAACUGAUGGGUUUUCUACUACCAAUUUAAUUGGUGUGGGUAGCUUUGGAUCCGUGUAUAAAGGAAUUCUUGAUCAAGGUAGACAAACGAUUGCUGUCAAGGUGCUUAACCUUUUGCGUUGUGGAGCUUCUAAAAGUUUCAUAGCUGAGAGUAAGGCUUUAAGAAACAUUAGACAUCGAAAUCUUGUAAAGGUACUUACAUCAUGUUCUAGUGUUGACCAUCAAGGUCAUGAUUUUAAAGCAUUGGUCUAUGAGUUCAUGGAAAAUGGCAACCUAGAUGAAUGGCUACAUCCAACUUCGAGAACAAAUGAGACUCCUAAGAAACUAAAGAACUUGAGUUUUCUUCAGAGACUAAAUAUUGCCAUUGAUUUUGCUAAUGCAUUGGAUUAUCUUCAUCAUCAUUGCCAAACGCCAAUUGUUCAUUGUGACCUCAAGUCUAGCAAUAUUCUUCUUGAUCAUGAAAUGAUUGGACAUGUAGGUGACUUUGGCUUGGCAAGAUUUCUUUUCGAUGCUACUCAAGAUUGUUCUAUUAAUCAAUCAAUCUCCAUCGGAAUAAGAGCCACAGUUGGCUAUACUCCUCCAAGUGAAUAUCAUUAUCAUUUAUUAAAUUUAAUUUUGUUUCCAAUUUCUUUUGUCUUUUACUAUAUUUUAAAAAUUUUCAAUAUUUUCUGCUUAUCUUAA